CACGACUCUCCCGUGAAAGGUCUGAGCCAGACCUUUCACGGGAGAGCCAGCCGUGUCAAGACGGUGGCCAUCAAGGUGUGCUACGACGAGAAUGACACGGAGGUGCCCAAGAAUGUCUUCUGCACCGUGUACGACCACGGCACUCCCUGCAUGCACGACAUCGGCGGUCCCGUGAUGAGCAAGGUUGACGGUGCCUGGACGCUCCACGGCGUUGUGUCUGGCGGCGCCAAGGGCUGCAAGGUGGGCGAGCACCCGAUGUUGCACACGCGGGUGGCCAUGUUCUUCGACUUCAUCAAAAACUACGCGCACGCUGACAAGGGACAGUGCGACCUCAGAACGACCUCGGCAUAAACGCCUUCUGUACGCUUUGCCGUAUAGCCAUAAAAAUGUAGUGCUCAUCGAAGCAUUUGGUCUUUGAAAGAAACAAUAAAGUCAUUCUAAAACUGAU
This is a messenger RNA of Rhipicephalus microplus (southern cattle tick), 448 nucleotides long. Its product is annotated as chymotrypsinogen A-like. Lineage: Eukaryota; Metazoa; Arthropoda; Arachnida; Ixodida; Ixodidae. Gene Ontology annotation, biological process: proteolysis. Gene Ontology annotation, molecular function: serine-type endopeptidase activity. The record is from RefSeq and is a predicted model, not a curated record.